AUGAUGGUGCACUGCGCCGGGUGCGCGAGGCCCAUCCUGGACCGCUUCCUACUGAACGUGUUGGACCGCGCGUGGCACGUCGAGUGCGUGCAGUGCUGUGAGUGCAGCUGCAACCUCACCGAGAAGUGCUUUUCCAGGGAUGGCAAACUUUACUGCAAAAUUGACUUUUUCAGGCGUUUUGGCACAAAGUGUGCGGGCUGUUUUCAGGGCAUUUCACCCAGCGACCUGGUGCGCAAGGCGCGCAGUAAAGUAUUUCAUUUGAACUGCUUCACGUGCAUGGUCUGCAACAAGCAGCUAUCCACGGGCGAGGAGCUCUACGUCAUCGACGAGAACAAGUUCGUGUGCAAGGAGGACUACUUGAGCGCCAGCGCUAUCAGAGAGGUCAACCUGAAUUCAGUGUCGUCGUGCACCGACCGCAGCCUGUCGCCCGACCUGCCCGAACCAACCGCGGACGACCCAAAAGAGACGGACAAUUCCACGUGCUCGGACAAGGACACGAACACCAACGAGGGCGAGGAGCAGAGCGCGUGCCAGAAGCGCCGCGGCCCGCGCACCACCAUCAAGGCCAAACAGCUGGAGACGCUCAAAGCGGCGUUCGUGGCCACGCCGAAACCAACACGUCACAUCCGCGAGCAGCUCGCGCAGGAGACCGGCCUCAACAUGCGAGUCAUUCAGGUGUGGUUUCAGAACAGACGGUCAAAGGAACGCAGGAUGAAGCAGCUCAGUGCUCUCGGCGCCCGGCGCCAUGCUUUUUUCAGAGGACCAAGGAGGAUGAGGCCACUGGGCAGCAGACUCGACGAGUCUGAUCUCCUUGGCCCUGGGGGAUAUGGCUACUAUGGAGAGUACCAGGGUGAUUACUAUGGCACUGGCGUCAACUACGAUUUCUUCCCUCAUGGUCCACCCUCGUCUCAGGCCCAGUCUCCUGCCGAGGCUCCCUUCCUGCUCAGCUCAGGCUCCGGCGAUGACCAGCGCUUCACAGACGUGAUGUCACAUGAUGAUACGCCAAGCCCAGAAUUGCACCCAAAUACACAGGGCGAAGGUGGAUUUGGGACAGGACCCAGUCCACCAUAUCCACUGGCCAACAAUGCCAACUACAGUGGGCAAGAGAUUGGUGAAAAUACCGUAUGGUAG
Neoarius graeffei (lesser salmon catfish) is the source of this 1131-nucleotide messenger RNA. RefSeq names its product LIM homeobox 5 (gene lhx5). Gene Ontology annotation, biological process: regulation of transcription by RNA polymerase II; neuron differentiation. NCBI's taxonomy places the organism in Eukaryota, Metazoa, Chordata, Actinopteri, Siluriformes, Ariidae. The record is from RefSeq and is a predicted model, not a curated record. Gene Ontology annotation, molecular function: DNA-binding transcription factor activity, RNA polymerase II-specific; RNA polymerase II transcription regulatory region sequence-specific DNA binding. Bases 1 to 1131 code for a protein of 376 amino acids. The transcript has 5 exons. Gene Ontology annotation, cellular component: nucleus.